This is a messenger RNA of Macrobrachium nipponense, 3349 nucleotides long. RefSeq names its product bestrophin-2-like. Gene Ontology annotation, molecular function: chloride channel activity. Lineage: Eukaryota; Metazoa; Arthropoda; Malacostraca; Decapoda; Palaemonidae. The transcript is spliced from 9 exons. The record is from RefSeq and is a predicted model, not a curated record. Bases 1 to 1659 code for a protein of 552 amino acids.
AUGGAGGUAUGGCGCGGAAGUGUUUACAAGCUGAUUUGGCCAGAUACCCUGGUUUACUGUUUCCUUUACUUCAUUUGCUCCUUGGUCUACCGAUUUGGUUUGGAUGAACAGCAGAGAAGAACCUUCGAGCAACUCUCCCUCUACUGCGACUACUUCAGGAACCUCAUUCCAAUCUUCUUCGUUCUGGGCUUCUACGUCAGCAUCAUUGUCCAGCGAUGGUGGGAACAGUACCGGAAUAUUCCUCGGCCUGACUUCUUCCCCAUACUCUGCACGUCCUACAUCAGAGGCAGGGAUGGCCCACCAAAGCUCCUAAGGUCAACUUUGCUCCGAUACGUCAACUUGACCAUUGCAAUGGUAUUCAGCAGGAUUUCUGGAAAGGUCAGGAAGAAACUGCCAAACUUGAAGUCUAUCUUAGAUGCAGGGUACAUGACUGUUGAAGAAAUGCACAUCCUGGAAAAACAAGCGGAAACAUUCAACGUCCCCUUGGUCUAUGUUCCUCUCAUGUGGUGUUCUAUGCUGUUGGAGAAGGGCCGCACUCAGGGCUACAUCAUGCACGACUUUGACAUGCAGCAGCUUUUGGGAGAGCUGGUGCAAAUACGAGGAAAUUGCGGGAAAUUGAUGAGGUGGACUGUCAUCAGCAUCCCUCUGGUGUACACCCAAGUAGCAACCAUGGCUGUCUACUUAUUCUUCUUCUUCUCCAUUCUGGGCCGUCAGUUCCUGGACCCAGCGCAAGGUUACGAUAACAGAACGAUUGAUUUCUUUGUCCCCAUCUUCACUCUGCUGCAGUUUUUCUUCUACAUGGGAUGGCUCAAAGUUGCCGAGUCUCUUGUCAAUCCUUUUGGCGAAGAUGACGAUGAUUUUGAUAUGGAUCAGCUCUUGGAGAGAUACACUGAGAUGUCAUACCUGUUGGGUUACGUCACCCCAACAGAAAUUCCCUCAAUGGUACAAGACCUAAACAACAUGGUGCUGCUGGAAGCCAGUCAACCAGUAGAUAAAGGCAACGGAGGGGCGGGAGGCUACCAGAAGCACAGUGAGUGUUCCAUCCCGAACUCCUGCUCCAUCAAGUUAGGCAUCAACGGGAAAUUACCCAAAACAGCCACCCUUCAACCAAGAAGAAGCUCCACAUCCAGCAGUCAUCAAAUGAAGCCAACGACACUGCUAACCACCCCCUCAGGCACCUUGAAACCGACUGCCACUGCCACUAGGAUGCCUGGCUCGUCGCCCAGCAUCGAGGUGCUCAACAAUAUCCAGCAACCAUCUAUGGGGUCCGUUUUGACACCAGAGGUGGCGUCUGCUGGUACCAGUUCCAGCAUAGAGGACCCUAGUCACUCUUUCGAUUUUCUCUGGGAACAGAUGGAAGUGGGCAAUACUUCAGACGACCAGAAUUCUGCCCGAGACAACACCCCUAUUCUAAGUGGGAGCUCUGGUCAUCUUGAAGCCAGCUCCCCCACAGUCACCUUGGCGAUGACGCUAACGGAAGAGGCGACCGUCACCUGCAGAUUCCCCGAAAUGCAGUCCAACUCAGGUCAUCCUGGAUCUGAUACGAUAAGGCCAGGUCAUCACAAAAGCUUGAGAAUCAUGCCAGGUCACGCUGGAGUUGGCAAAUUCGCAAAACCUUUGGGUGUGGAGGGUCAUACGAACCCAUCUUACGAGGACUAAAGACCAGAUUCCUGACGUUUGACGGAAGAAGCCAUCUCACUUGCUUCCGAAGGGGAUGAUGAUCUCACGAAGCCAACGGCAGAGACUUCAGCCUCUUCGUCAAAAGUAUAUGCUAGUUCUGUUUACUUGAAGUCACCUUAAUUCCCGUCUCCUUCAACUGAGGGCGUGAAGUACUUUUAUGCAGUGACAAGUGUCGUGUACAUAUAUAGAGUUUGAAAUUGUUAUAUCAUCACAAAUGUUGAUAAAUCUUAAGGAUAUUCCAGGAGACGUAUUGUCACUCGCUGUUCUAUACACUGUUUAGGCUAACGUAGUGCCUUUUCGAAGUAUUACUUCCUUAGAUAUUACAAAUGAAUCUUAUCUAAACUUGGUAAGCCAAGCUGUGAAAAGAAGGAAAACAUAUGGAAACAGAAAGAAAGUAUUAAUUCUUUAUGAACAAAUUACUAGAUGCUGCUGCUAUGUAUUCAGCUCGGAGAUAGAAAGGUUUAUUACGAACCUAACUGUGGCCAUUUAUAAAGCAGGACGCAGGUGCAAUUUUGUGAAAAUGUAAGAAGGGUUAACGAAAUACUUAUACUCAAACUUAUCAACUCAGUAAUAGAGCGCCUCAUUGGCGUGAUUGGUAUGGUCUUUGCCUGUCACUUCGGUGGCCGCGAGUUCGAUUCUCGGCCAUCCACUGAGGGAUUAGAGAUGUGUAUUUCUGGCCAACACUCAGAAGCCCAGAAGAGGGACCAUCUUCCGAAAAAAGGUUCCAUCUCUCCCUUCAGUUUCCUUCGUGGGGUGGUGACGAUCGAGUCAGGUGAAUUAACUGAUUUUAACGUGUUACUGUAUAUAUAAGAUUAUACGAGUGAAUUAUAUUUGCACAUGACGUAGCAAUGGUUUCGGACGAAGUGAACCUCCAUGUAAAGUUAUCUAAACAAUUUUUUUUUUUCGUUAUAUCCCAAGUUUUAUUUUUGUUAGGAUGAUUUCUUAAGAGCGCUCAAAUGAAAGACCUGGGGUGCUUCUGUCCAAGAGCCCCCGGUCCUGACGAUUGUUACUGCAGAUAGAGACUGGGUGUUGAGGAUUUUGUUUUAUUUUUUCAUUUAUUGAUUUUAUUUCAUUUAUUUUUGUCAUGCUUCUUAUGAUACACUAGACAUAUCAGGAUAGGUGAAGCGUCCUCGCGCUAAUCUCAUUCCAUGUGAAUUGGGAUAAUUUUGUGAGUCGUGAAAGGCUCCUUUGGUGGUACUUGGUUUAGAUGCUGCUAUGUGAAAGAAAAUCAGCUAUAGAAAUCUAUAUUAUUUCACAAAGGGGCCUACGUAUACAUAUAUAGGUUUCCCAUCUUUCUGUGGUUUUGUUACAAAGCUAGAUUAAUGAUAUAAUUGUUUUAUACGUAAUGUCUUAUGGUGGGGGAUUUUAUUAUUAUAAUUAUCAUGUGAAAGUUUUACAAUUAUUGAUAAUUAUCUCUUCUACCAAAGAGGACAUAUAUGCCUUACCUUACACCUUACAGACCUUACAGUUCGUUCGGGUUGCCCCAGGUCCCUCAGUGUGAGGCACCUCUAAUGUCUACCAGAGAGUUGCUAGUACAUCUUCCGGUAUAUUUUGCAUCUUCCAAUCUUGGAUGGUCUGGGAUGCAGUUUAGAUAUUUGUCGAGCUUAUUCUUAAACACAUCUACGCUCACUCCUGAUAUAUUCCUCAGAUGAGCUGGCAACGCAUUGAG